AUGGCGAACGUGGUGAAUUCUAUCGUUUGGUUGAUCAUUUUGAUCCUGGUGUCCUUCUGGAUAGCAGGAAUUUGCGCGGGAUUCUACAUUAUAGUGCAUCCUUUGAGCGUGUGCCUUCCACCAUUAACAUCUCUGGCUGAAUUGCUCCUGUCGGGUAUCCAGUUUCCUCAUUACUGCGCUGAUAAGAUGAUGUCUGGAGGGUCCUUAGGAUAA
Phyllotreta striolata is the source of this 213-nucleotide messenger RNA. The record is from the annotation of a GenBank genome assembly. NCBI's taxonomy places the organism in Eukaryota, Metazoa, Arthropoda, Insecta, Coleoptera, Chrysomelidae.